Messenger RNA from Penicillium cataractarum, 2829 nucleotides. RefSeq lists its product as uncharacterized. Bases 1 to 2829 code for a protein of 942 amino acids. The transcript has 3 exons. Gene Ontology annotation, cellular component: SAGA complex. Lineage: Eukaryota; Fungi; Ascomycota; Eurotiomycetes; Eurotiales; Aspergillaceae. Gene Ontology annotation, biological process: regulation of transcription by RNA polymerase II. Gene Ontology annotation, molecular function: transcription coregulator activity. The record is from RefSeq and is a predicted model, not a curated record.
AUGGCGACCGCGGUCUCGAAGCCAAGCGCUCAUCCUCCGAAGAUGAAGCGGCCGCCCCCGCCUUUCCCCCAGACUGGGGUGAACGGAGUCAAGGCUCAGCAACCCUCAUCUUCCCCAACCGCCACCUCCCAACGCCCUCUCGGUAACACUUCCGCUGGCUCGAGCCCAAAUUUGAUCAAUGGUGUGACCAAUUUGUCAAAUAACGCCAAGGGCGCCCUGAACCGAACCAAGACCCAGUCGCAACGGCCCGGCGACGUAGCUUUGCGGCAGAAUCGGCCAAUGACGAGAACGUCGGGUGCGGGAAAUGACAAUCGGGGCUCGAAGAUGAAUAUAGAGCCAUAUGUCAAAACUACGGCCUACAUCCUUAAGAAAUACGCGAAAUGCCCUCCCUCCCUCAUUCUGCAUCUCCACCCUACACACUUUCGAUUCGAGCAGCAAGAUGGAAGCUUUCCAUAUAAUUCGGAGAUGAAGGUAAUCAUUGAGCACCUCCGCGCCGGCACGGUUCCACAUGAGAUCAUCGAGGAGUUAUUACGCGGGGGCGUGAAGUUUUACGAAGGUUGCCUCAUCGUGCGCGUGGUUGACCACAAGUCCGUUUCCGCACAAGCGCAAAAGACUUCCGUGUCAACAAGCAAUGAGAACAACACACCCUUCUCUCUUCACAACUACAACGAGCACGUCACCCCCUCGGCAUUCGUCCCAUACCCGAAACAGAACCAACUCACUUCCGAUUUACAAAGCUCUAAACCACCGGAGAGCCCAGCUUCUGGACAAAACAAGGCUGAAAGUCAACCCAAAGGCGAGGGUGCCGAAGCCCAGAGUCAAGUCAACGGAUCGGAUCAGAAAUCCGUGUCGCCCAAGCCUCGCGUCUUCACUACUGUCCUUCACCCUACACCUCGUGUGUUACAGGCGGAACUUACCCUCCUUGUGACAACCCCGGAUCCCAAAGCUUCCCGUCCGCAACCUUCAUCAGCCAUCCCUCAAUCUCCCGUCACCGCGCAACCUGACCGCGGUCACCCUACAAAGCGACAGAAGACACUCGUAGAGCCGCAAGACCUACACAAGUGUGAAUCAAUUCUUGUCAACUCCUUGGCUCCCCCUCUCUACCUCGAUACCGUGGACAACUUUGAAGACUCACAGGUCCUACUGGAAUUCCUGAAGAGUCCGCUACACAGUGACCCUCCACCAUCGCCUAAGCGUCGCAAGAGAACUGUUGCCGAGCUUGCUGCAGACGAAGCACUCGCGGCUGAGGAAGAGCGGUUCAUGCUCAUUAUGGAUGAGCGUCUCCAGCCUACAGCCUCAGGAGCAGCCGGUAGCUCCAAGACCGCUGCUGUGGACGACACUGCUGGUGUGGCACCCUUCGAGCCUCGCUUCUCCCGUUUCAAGACUUUGGAGACGAUACGCAUGCAGCACGAGGAAAAGGCGAAGCGUGAACACGAGAUGAAGCUGAAACAAGAACUGGCCAAGAGACAGCAGCAGGAACAGGAGAAGGAGAGACGCCGUGCCUUGGAACAGCAGCAGGCAGAGCAGCAUGCCAAGGAGGAGGCGCGCAGGCAGCAACUCGCCGCCCAGCAAGCACAGGCACAACUGGCGGCUCAAAAUCGUCACGUCAUGGCCCAGCCGAAUGGGGUCACCCAAGGCCAGCAGUCGUCCCCGAUCGUACGCCACCAAACCCCCCACAGCACUUCGUCGCCACUGGUCGGUAACGCCAUGGCAACCCAGGCUGUACCAAUGAGCAUCAGUGCAUCCCAGCAAUCGGGAAGCCCCCCACGACCUCCGUCCUCUAUGCAGCAUGCCCAUCCUAAUAUGAUGGGCCAUCCUAUGGCUCCCUCGCGAAGUCAGCAAGGUCCCAGCCGACACGGGACUCCACAGAUGACUCAGGCUACACCAGCAAUGUCACAAGCUACGCCGAUCAUGCGCAACGUAACUCCAACUCAGCGUAUGAACCACGGCAGUCCUACCCAUACCAUGGCUCAGACCCCGAUGAUGAAUCAGCCCAUGGCACAAACCCCACAAAUGAACGGUGCCGGUAUGGGUCUCACACCACAACAACAAAUGUUGUUACAGCAGAGACAGCAGCUCCUUGCUCAACAAGGGGGUCAAAUGGGUGGCACGGCCCAGUUUACCCCACAGCAGCUUGCUCAGUUGCAAGCCAACGCGCAUGCUGCUCAGAACAUCAAAUCUCACCAACAACAGCAAAUGUUGCAGGCCCAGCAGGCCCAACAAGCUCAGCAGGCUCAACAGGCCCAGCAUCAGCAACAGCAACAGCAGCAGCAGCCAAAUAUGCAAAAUAUCCCUCAGCACAGCCAGCAAGCAUAUCAGGCUCAGCUCAUGCGUGCGCAGUUUGCACAGAUGCAGAUGGUGAAGCAGCAGGGAGGCCAAAUCCAGCAAGGUCAACCAAAUCAACAACAGCAGCAACAACUUCAUCAGGGUAGCCCACAGAUGACAGCUCAACAGCAACAGCAACAACAGAUGCUGAUGGCUGCUGCUCAAGCGAAUGGAGGCCAGAUGCCAAAUGUUCAAGGAGCUAAUAUUGCCCAACGAUACAACCGACUCUUCCAGCAACGUCUCCUCCAGUUGCGGCAUGAGAUGUCUCAGAGAUACAUGACCCAAUAUGGACCCCCAACUCAAUAUCCACCUCAAAUUGCUCAGCAAUACGGUGCUGGGUUGGAGAAGAACGCAAAGGUAUGGGUGCAAGAUUUGAUGCGACGCGACCGCGAAGCUGCUCAGCAACAACGAGCGAGUGCCAUGCAUGCUCAGCAGAUGCAGCAGCAGCAGCAGCAGCAGCAACAGCAGCAACAAAACAUGAUGCAUAAUGGGAUGGGGAAUUGA